AUGCUUGAAUUCAGCGGCAGCUUUCAGCAACCACAGCCGCCGCUGGUAAAACCUGAAUUCAAAACCAGCUUCAUUCAGCACAAAUGGAAUAACAAUCUAUCCCAUAUCAUGUCGGGCUACAUUUACUUUUCUCCCUCCCAGAACCUCGUUCGUGCAGAUGAGGCCUACGACGGGGCUCUGGCUUCUUCGAUCUUCGACUAUUCUAAGACUACCAAGGAUGGUUUGGUCUUCAACAACCUGACAUCCUAUGAGGUAGGCGUUGCACAGCCCAACGUGUGGACUGGCUAUGUCAUGUCCAAUUAUCCUCUAUUCACCGAAGACUUCUUGAUUCAAGGAGCAGCCGUAUUCGGUGGACUUGUGAAGAGGAAUUUGCUCGAUAAACAUGUUGCAUCUUGGAAUAUCCUAUACUCAUCGAUUCCGAUAACUGUUUUCGUUGACUCUUGCGGUGUACUUGUUGGAUACGACUACUUUUCGCCCGGUCUUCGCACCAGAGUCAUCACUGACUUUUUCAACACGGCUGUCGGUCCAGUUAAAGUGUGA
Molecule: messenger RNA, 540 nt
Organism: Penicillium daleae
Lineage: Eukaryota; Fungi; Ascomycota; Eurotiomycetes; Eurotiales; Aspergillaceae
Exons: 3
Coding region: 1-540 (179 amino acids)
Source: RefSeq, a predicted model, not a curated record